Molecule: messenger RNA, 1958 nt
Organism: Jatropha curcas
Lineage: Eukaryota; Viridiplantae; Streptophyta; Magnoliopsida; Malpighiales; Euphorbiaceae
Product: zinc finger/BTB domain protein, putative (DUF1644)
Source: RefSeq, a predicted model, not a curated record
AUAAUCCACCUGUCUUGUAACAAAACAGCGCGUGGUGUCUCAAACAAACCCGAAGCGUGGAACACCGAGAAUCGCCUCCAUCUCUCUCGAAGUUCAAGCAGCGCGUGGUUCAGAUUACUCCUUCCUCGCGCGUCUUCGAAUCAUUUACAGUCUCAGUAGUUAUAGUACAAUGCAUCGCGUAGAAAUGACUCGACGAAUCCGAUAAAAGCUCGCAGUUUCUUUCUCUCUGUUUUUUCUUUUUUUCCAUUUUUAAGCUUCACAGAGAGAAAAUAAAUUGAGAAGGAAUUUCACUCCCGCCCAUAAGUCCCUCCGUCCCUUUGUCUCGAUCUCUUCGCCUUAGCUUUCGAUUCGAUUUCUUGUCAAAAAUCAAACUACCAAACCCUAAUUUCCUUAUCUUUCUAUAUUUCUCCUUGAAUUUUUCUCCUCUUAUAUUUUUUGUGUCGAAAUCUCUCUUCAGUUCUUAGAAUCAGAUACAAUUUUCUCGCCUCAACUUAUUCUCUCUAUUCGAUCUAGAUUUGCUCGAAUUUUGUGAAUUGGAACACAGGUUUAGCUUGAUAUGGCAAAGGGUAGCAGGGGACGACAUAGGUGCAGGCCAACACCAUACCCACAGCCAUCUUGUAAUCAGGAUGUCUUGGAGGAUUUGUACCUUAAGAAGUCCUCCAAAGUGUUGGAUAAGAAAGACUGGGAAGAUGUAACAUGUUCUGUGUGCAUGGAGUGCCCACAUAAUGCUGUUCUUCUGCUCUGUUCCUCCCAUGACAAGGGUUGUCGUCCCUAUAUGUGUGCAACUAGCUUUCGAUAUUCCAAUUGCCUUGACCAGUACAAAAAGGCUUACACUAAAGUGACCCCCUCCAGUGGUACUGCUGAUAAUCCAAUUCUGCUAUCAGACUCUGGUUUGCCUGUUGACAAGUGUGAAGUCACAGAACUUGCUUGCCCCCUUUGCAGGGGCCAGGUGAAAGGAUGCACUGUGGUGGAACCUGCUCGAGAAUAUCUUAAUGCCAAAAAGAGAAGCUGCAUGCAGGAAGACUGCUCAUUUGUUGGAACUUACAAGGAGCUAAGGAAGCACAUGCGGACAGCUCAUCCCUCUGCAAGGCCACGUGAAGUUGAUCCAAUUCUUGAGCAGAAAUGGAGAAGGCUUGAGAGGGAGCGUGAACAUGACGAUGUACUUAGUACAAUAAGGUCAACGAUGCCUGGGGCAAUGGUUUUUGGUGAUUACGUCAUAGAGGGAAAUAAUUACGGUUUUGAUACAGAUGAAGAAAAUGGGAAUUUUGAUGCAGAUGCAGCAGAGAGGAAUGGAGGUUUUGAGGUGGGUUUUGAUCGAAAUUUGGUGAAUGUCUUCCUUCUGUUGCAUGCAUUUGGGCCAUCGGGAGAGGGUCUUAGUAGACGACUGAGGCAGUCUGACAGGCUCAACCACCGAGCCAUGGAUGAGAGUGCUGAUGGUGUCCAGCAUGCCUUCCUCACUGGUGGUUCAAAUUCCUCAGAUGAUAAUGACACUGAUAACGACAAUGGUGAUGGUGGAUUGUCACUUGUAAGUCGCCUUCGACGCCAUGGCAGAGUGCUUUUGGGACGUUCGGGUAGGAGGCGCAGGCAUAGAGAGGCAGGUGGAGGUCAGAGAUGAUUUGAAAUGGGUACUUGAAGAUAAGCAGCUUUCAGUAGGUACAUAGUUUUAGGAAGGGCAAAUUUCUGGGAUAAGAAAAAGAAACACAAAGGAAUUGACUUGAAAAUUUCAUGUAUUUAAUUAAUAUUGCAUGGUUUCUGCGAUAUAUUGGCUGGGAGAUAUGCAAAAAAUGGCUGACCUUUUCAUUGCCUGUUAUAUAAUCAUAUUAGAUGUAGUCUCUCAAUUGCCUUCUAUCCUCCUGUAUGGUUCGCAAUGAACAUUCAUCUGUUUCAAAAUAACCUGUAAACAUGUAUGUAAACAUGUAUUUAAUCAUCCUGAUUAAAUUGCAUUUUUUUUUCAUAUU